Peromyscus eremicus (cactus mouse) is the source of this 1875-nucleotide messenger RNA. It is a transcript of the gene Arhgef39, whose product is annotated as Rho guanine nucleotide exchange factor 39. The transcript has 9 exons. Gene Ontology annotation, cellular component: plasma membrane. Bases 63 to 1109 code for a protein of 348 amino acids. The record is from RefSeq and is a predicted model, not a curated record. NCBI's taxonomy places the organism in Eukaryota, Metazoa, Chordata, Mammalia, Rodentia, Cricetidae. Gene Ontology annotation, biological process: positive regulation of cell migration. Gene Ontology annotation, molecular function: guanyl-nucleotide exchange factor activity.
GAGCGGUUGGAAUUUGAAUCUGCGGCGCGACGCUGCGGGAAGCCCGGAACCUUGGGCCAGCCAUGGAGAGCCCAGGCGCCACCGCGCGCUGUCCGCUGCGAGAGCAGCGUGCUCGAUGGGAACGGAAACGUGUCUGCACCGCUCGGGAGCUGCUGGAGACCGAGCGGCGCUACCAGGAACAACUGGGGCUGGUGGCCACGUACUUCCUGGGGAUCCUGAAAGCCAAGGGAACGCUACGACCACCAGAGCGCCAGACCCUGUUUGGGACCUGGGAGAGCAUCUAUGCCGCUAGCCUAGAGCUGCUUCCCUACUUGGAAGAAGGACACUGGGGGCCGGGACUAGAGGGCUUCUGCUCCCACCUGGAGCUCUACACUCAAUUUGCUGCCAAUGCAGAGAGUUCUCAGACUACCCUUCAGGAGCAGCUGAAGAAGAAUAAACGUUUUCGGAGGUUUGUGCGGCUUCAGGAAGGCCGCCCUGAAUUUGGGGGUCUUCAGCUCCAGGACCUGCUCCCUUUGCCUCUGCAGCGGCUCCAGCAGUAUGAGAAUCUGGUCGUGGCUUUGGCUGAAAACACAGUUCCCAACAGCCCUGACUACCAACAGCUCACACGGGCUGCCCGCCUGGUGAGUGAGACGGCUCAGGGAGUCCACGCCAUUGGCCAGAGCCAGAAGAACGCCCAGCACCUCCUGCGUGUCCAGGCUCUACUCAGCGGACGCAAGGCCAAAGGACUUACUUCAGGGCGAUGGUUCCUACGACAGGGCUGGCUUUUAGUGGUGCCUCCCACCGGGGAGCCUCGGCCCCGCAUGUUCUUCCUCUUCUCGGAUGUGCUCCUCAUGGCCAAGCCUCGACCCCCGUUGCACCUGCUGAAGAGUGGCACCUUUGUCUGCAGAGCCCUGUACCCUAUGUCCCAGUGUCAGCUCAACAGGGUCUUCGGCCACUCAGGAGGGACUUGUGGUGGUUUGCUCAGUCUGUCCUUCCCCGACGAGAAGCUACUGCUUAUGUCCACUGACCACGAGGAGCUGUCACGGUGGUACCACAGCCUGACUGUGGCUAUCAGAAGCCAGAACAGGCAGACUCACGGACGUGUCCAACCUUUUGACACUGCGACAUGACAUUGUCAUCCACAAAUGUGCUGGGCCACAUUCAUAACUAUCCUGGGAUAUAUGUGGCAGUUGGGCAUGCCUAAGAAGAAUCUUAAAAUUCCCGAACUCUGCAUACUCAGGGAAGGGCAGAGCCAAGAACAAAAGGGAAUCAAACUUCAGCUCUGGAAACACAGAGCCCUCCACAGGUUGACACGGGGCAUUUAACUAGCUUAUCAGAAAGCAAGCUGGCGGUGGUGGCGCACGCCUUUAAUCCUAGCGCUUGGGAGGCAGAGGCAGGCAGAUUUCUGAGUUCUAGGCCAGCCUGGUUGGUCUACAGAGCGAAUUCUAGGACAGCCAGGGCUCCACAGAGAAACCCUGUCUCGUUUUAAAAAACAAAAGCAGCAGCAGAAAGCAGGCCAAGCCAGCCCAGCCCCAGUUGAUCCAGCUCCUUUAACACCAUGCCACUGGGGGCUCAAUGCUGACCAGGUUUGCAGCUUAGCAAAGGAGGCCACUUCUGUUAACUGUGGUUUCUUGUUUUACUUUUGAGACAGGGUCUUACUAUGUGACCCAGGCUGACUGUGAACUUGAAAUCCUCCUGCCUCAGCCUUUCAAGUGUUGGGUUUACAGGUGUGUGCUGCCACACCUGGCUACUGUAUACAAUUUCUUUUCUUGAGACAAGGUUUCAUAUAGCCCAGGCUGGCCUUGAACUCUAGAUCUUCCUGAACUACCUCCUACUUUGUAAAAGUUCUAUAAUUUAUUUUCCUACUGGAUUUUAAUAAAGUGCUGUUUUAUUGUG